AUGGAGGACUACCAAAUAAUCGAGUCUAUCGGUGAGGGCUCCUUUGGUAAAGUGUACAAAGCCCGCAUCAAGGGCACGGGUCAAAUAGUAGCAAUGAAAUUCAUCGUCAAGAAGGGAAAAAACGAGAAGGAGCUCAAAAAUCUUCGAAGCGAGAUCGAGAUUUUGACGAAGCUGAAUCAUCCACAUAUUAUCAUGCUUUUCGACUCCUUUGAGACGGAUUCUGACUUUGUAGUGGUGAUGGAGUAUGCGCAGGGUGAGCUGUAUGAUAUCCUGGAGGAUGACAAGCAGCUGCCGGCAAAGGAGGUCCAAAAGAUUGCAAAGCAACUCAUCCAGGCACUGAACUACCUUCAUUCUAAUCGAAUUAUCCACCGCGAUAUGAAGCCACAAAACAUCUUAAUUGGCCAGAACGGCGCUGUAAAACUAGCAGAUUUUGGCUUUGCGCGCUCCAUGAGCUACAACACAAUCGUACUAACAAGCAUCAAGGGUACACCGCUCUACAUGGCACCGGAGCUGGUGCAAGAGCGCGCGUACGACAACCGAGUUGAUCUGUGGUCGCUAGGCUGCAUCCUGUAUGAGCUGUACUACGGCAAGCCACCCUUCUACACGAACAAUCUUUUUGCAUUGAUCAAAAAGAUUGUUUGUGAGCCCGUCAAGUACGACUCGAAGGCAAAUGAUCCGAUCAGCCCCGAAUUCAAGAGCUUUCUUAGCGGCCUCUUGACUAAGUCCGCGUCAUCACGGCUCAAUUGGCCUGAGUUGCUGAACCACCCAUUUGUGCAGCUGACGAUGAGUGACGCGUCGUGGCAGGAUGCUAUUAUGCAGCAUGAUGCGAAGAUGAAGGCCCGAAUGGAUCGGCUGGGGUGUCUUCGACUCCAUGGGAACGCCGGCCGUGCGGCCCCAAAGCGCCAAUCGACCCAAAACGAUGAUAUUCUCAACACGAAGACAGUGCAAAAACUCAUGAGCGGUUGCGAGUUCGAGGUCUGUGCCACUCUUACCCAGCUGGUGCGAAUGACUAGCGCGUCCAAUGGGGACGUGACAAAAAGCACUGGCCUUCUUGCGGUGUUUGACUCUGGGGUCCUGGAGGCUGCGUUGACGCUGCUCAACGAGAGGCAGUCGGUGAAAGUUGUCGGUUUAGUGCUGCAGCUCGUGCAAGUGUUGGUUUUUCCGGAAGAUGGUGAUGUGCUUCCCUUUCCUUCCCAGCGUCCGAAGCGCGACGGAGUGGCGGUGUUAGAGGAAAAGCACUCACGCCAGCAGGAAGAUCUGUUUAUUCGGCAGCAGGUUGCUCUGACGCUGAUGAAGAAGCCUCACACGGCGCUCGAUUUCAUAAUUGGCGAAAUAAGCAGCGACGCGAAUUCUCUUGCGGAAACGUGUGUGAAGAUCAUGUUUCAGUGUUUCCGUUGGGAGAACAGGUUUGGACCGAUGGUGACGCAGCUGCAGGCUUUUCCGGAGAUGUGGGCGGCCAUCCUCAAAUCAGUCAACCACAACAGUGUUUCAAGGGGCAAGACGUCGUACGAGUACGCGGCUCUCGUUUUUCACACAGUGUCUAUUGUUAUUCCGCACAUCAAGCUGGCAUCCCCGCAGCGGAUAAAUCGUGAGGGGGUGCUGGAGCUAGUGACACAAGCACUCUCCGCUGUCUGCUACUACGAGACCGGGGCAGUAGACGCGCAUCGGAAUAAAAUUCCCCCGUUAACCUAUGCAGCGGCAGCGGCUCUUCUUAUCGCCUUCGCUCACCGAGAGCUGAAGGACAUUGUCUCGUUUAAAGUGAAUGAUGCUCUGCUAGACGGGAUUUAUUCCAUCGUUGAUACCGUGUCAGACGCGCCGAAUCGCCCCGUGACGCCGCGGGCGCUGGGAAGCAGCUAUUGGUAUCCUGAUUACGGCUUGCUAGAUGGCGUCGCUCAUAUGCUGUCGUUGAUUUUCUCAGACUCAGACUCGCUCGUCUACGCCAAGCUCCCCGACAGAUUAGAGCACAGGUUUUUGGAGAGUGAUACCAAAAACCUAGCAUUGCUGGUUAUGACACUUCUGCGUGACAGCGAUCCAAUGAUGGAGCUGUCACCCAACGGCGUCCAGACGCUGUUGCGAGCAGCGCAGCAGAUCUUUCAGCAGCAGAAGGAGCAAGCUCUCUCGAUGAGUCUGUUGAUGGAGCCGAUAGCCCCGUAUUCAGGGGAGUCGGGGAGCCUAUACUGGCUCUCAGUCAUCUGCCGCACCAUGAAAACUGACUACUUCCGUCAGCUUUUUUACUGGCCAGCAUGUCGCGGCGGUGGCGCGACCGGCGUCAGCGCGCACGUGACGAUCGUGUCUCAGAUUUUGUCCGACUCGCUACGGCCCGUGAGCUCGUCCUCAAAUCCAACACAUUUGGAGGACAAGCUGCUGAGCGACAUCAGCCGCGUGCUGCACAAGGAGAAAGUUGUCGAGCUGCUUGUGCACGCUAUGGACUACUCUGAGGGAGUUUUUCUCGGGAAUCCGUUUGCCAUCAUCGCGAAGCUGUGCGCCAACUCCGCAGACUCUAUCAAGGCUUUCAUAGACUGCGGUGGCGUAGACGCUGCUCGAAUUAGGCGCAUUCUCGACCCAGACAAAGCAGGGACAGGGUUGAUGUCGGACGGGUUGGUCGUGCUAUCACAAAUGGCACGCAUGUCUGCAGAGUUUUACGAGCCCAUUCAUAGAUCCAACCUAUAUGAUUGCGUGGCUGCACUCCUCCAGCACUCAGAAAAAGACUUGCGCGGCAAGACGUGCACGCUUAUCGGGAAUCUGUGCAAACACUCUGACUUCUUUUUUGAGCCACUUGAAAAGAACCACAUUGUGGGGCGACUGGUGAAGUGCUGUAGCGACAGCGACGCGCAGACUCAGAAGCUCGCAGCGUUUGCCAUUGGGAAUGCUGCGUUUCACAGUGACUACCUGUAUAAUCUGCUAAGCCCAGCCAUUCCCUCGUUGGUGGGCCUUCUGGCGUGUGGGGACGCUAAGGCGCGUCAAAACGCCGCCGGUGCGCUGAGCAACUUUGUUCGGAACGGCGACCAGCUUGUGAGCCCCUUGGCUGAGUCUAGCGUAGUGGAAUCUCUGCUGAGGAUGUUGCGUGAUGACGACUCUCUGUCAUCGAAAAAGGUUGCAGUGCUCACCAUCAACUCGUUUUGUGCAUACGACAUAUUCCGCCGCAGGUUUGUUGCGCUGAACUUGCGAGAGGAUAUUCGCAAACUGCAACAGGACCCUACCGCGGGCGCGGACCCCUCAAUUCAAAAGUACGUUGGCAAACUCGUGGAUCGGCUUGGCUGA
Leishmania braziliensis MHOM/BR/75/M2904 is the source of this 3261-nucleotide messenger RNA. Its product is annotated as mitogen-activated protein kinase kinase 2. Gene Ontology annotation, biological process: protein phosphorylation. The coding region runs from base 1 to 3261 and encodes 1086 amino acids. The record is from RefSeq and is a predicted model, not a curated record. The transcript has a single exon. Gene Ontology annotation, molecular function: ATP binding; protein binding; protein kinase activity. Lineage: Eukaryota; Euglenozoa; Kinetoplastea; Trypanosomatida; Trypanosomatidae. Gene Ontology annotation, cellular component: cytoplasm.